AUGAAGCUCGGCAAAAAGCUUGCAGGCUACCCCAGCCUACUGCUGGCCGGUAAUCCUUCGAAAGUCGACAUAGGGAGGCUUUUGUUGGGUAUGGUAGCUUCAGCAGCGUCCGGUGUCCCCUUCCCAUUAAUCGCUAUUCUUUUCGGUCAACUGUUAGACGACUUCAACGCCGUAACGUGUGAUGAAACCGAAUCGACGGGUUCCGAUGCCGAUUAUCAACAUGACAUUAACGGCAAAAUCCUGAUCAUUGUGUAUCUGGCCAUUGCUCAAUUCGUUGCGAUUUAUAUUCAUCUUUCCUGCUGGAGCUUGAACGGCGCUCGGCUAGCGCAGAGACUGCGGGAAACGUAUCUUCAAAACUUGCUUCGACAAGAACCUUCAUUCUUCGAUGAUCUACCUCCGGGAGAACUUGCAUCUCGGCUUAAUGGCGAUAUCCAGGCGAUUCGAUCUGGCACGUCGGAGAAAGUGGGGAUAUGCUUAUCGACCUUAUCGUUUUUCAUCACGGCAUAUGUCGUUGCUUUCAUCAAAGACUACCGGCUGGCAGCAAUGUUGAUUUCAUUAGUUCCCGCCUACUUCCUGAUGUCAUUUGUUGGAAGCCAUUAUAUUGAAAAAUACUCUGGACGUAUGUCGGAUUAUUCCGCGACUGCCGCAUCAAUCGCUUCCGAGGCGCUCUCCAACACCGUCGUGGUGCAGGCCUUUGGCGCGAGCUACCGACUGGAAGAUAAGUUUUCCAAGGCGCUCAAGGCUUCAGAGCAGGAAGGCUUGAAGAAGGCCGCCGCCGUGGGUAUACAAUCUGGAUUCCUGUAUUUUAUCGCCUAUUCUGCGAAUGGUCUGGCAUUCUGGCAAGGUAGUAGACGUGUUGCGGAUGCAGUAGGCUCGGACACUGCUGGUGCCACCGUUGGCGCUACAUUUACAGUGAUUUUCGUCCUCGUUGAAGCUACCUUGCUUCUGAGUCAGGUUGCUCCAUUCCUCCACCUAUUCACGGCAGCCGUUGCCUCAUACCAAAAGCUGCGUGCAGACAUCGACCGUCAGCCGCAAAUUGAUGCUACUACAGAGUCCGGCAUUCGCCUCUCACAGGCAGAAGGUGGAUUCGAAUUCAAAAAUGUCUCUUUCACUUAUCCCUCACGUCCCGAGAUCACAGUGCUUGACCAGAUCAGCCUUUCCAUCCCGGCCAACAAGCAUACUGCCCUUGUUGGUCUGUCUGGAAGUGGGAAGUCAACCAUCGCCGGUUUGGUUACAAGGCUGUACGAUCCCACGGAGGGGCAGGUCCUCUUCGACGGCCAUGACCUUCGUGAGGUCAACACCCGUGAUUUGAGAAGCUUCCUUAGUCUGGUGCAGCAGGAGCCGUCGCUGCUCGAUCGGUCGCUUUUGGAAAACAUCGCACAUGGCUUGAUCAAUUCGAGCAAUCCCAGUCAUGCUCAUCUGAGGACGACACUUCUUAGCACCGGCCUCACAGAUCUGGCAGCAGAAGUCAGGGAAGGUGUGGAUCUCAUGGCUGCGGCAGAGAAACGAGGCUCGGAAGUUGUUGAAAUUGUCAACCUGGUGCGAAAGGCUGCGACGCUUGCUGAUGCAGAUGGCUUCAUCAGUGCACUGCAGUAUGGGUACGGUACACUUGUCGGUUCAAGUGGGCGACUGAUCAGUGGUGGCCAGAAGCAACGCGUUUCCCUUGCUAGGGCCCUCAUCAAGGAUCCUGCGGUACUUAUAUUGGAUGAGGCCACAGCCUCUCUCGAUUCAAGGAGUGAGCAGCGUAUUCAGCGGGCCAUCUCAAAUAUUGCCACUGGUAGAACUAUGAUCACAAUUGCCCAUCGUCUGUCCACAAUUACCAACGCCGACAAUAUUAUUGUUAUGCACAAGGGACAUAUCGUUGAACAGGGUGAUCAUGCGACAUUAAUGGCUAAGAACGGAGCGUACGCUGACCUAGUCAAUCUGCAAACUUUGGGUUCCGCCCCCGGCAAGAAAGAAAAGACAGCUAGCGCAGACAACGUCAGCAAGUCUGACCAAGCCUCUUUAUCUGACGCUGGUGUUGAGGAAAGUAGUGUCUCGAAAGAUGGUCUGGAAACUGCCGAGAAAAAAGAAGUCUUAGCAAGUGCAGCUCCAGUCACCGAGCCUGCUGAACCCGCUGAAGAGGAAGAAGAGCCUGAAACCCCUAAGAAAUCUAUGUGGGCUUUGUUGCGCGGGUAUGCGCCCACAUUGAGACCCCAUCUGCUUUUCAUUUUCCUCGCACUUCUAGGUUCUAGCAUUGUCGGCGGUGCCUUCUCUGGCGAAGCCGUGAUUUUCGGAAACACUGUCGGAAGUUUGAAUCCCUGUCACAGUGAAAGCUAUAUUCGGAGCGCAGGAAACUUCUUCGGGCUUAUGUUCUUCGUACUUGCCAUUAUCGAAUUUUUCGCGAACCUGGUUAGCUGGACCGGGUUUGGCUGGGUAUCAGAGAAAAUCGUCUUUACAGUCAGAGUCUUGUCAUUCCGCUCACUGUUUGAGCAAGAUCUCCAGUGGCAUCAAUCUAAUGGUCGGUCACCUGCCUUGCUCCUCUCCUACAUUACUCGAGACGGCAAUGCCUUGGCGGGACUGAGCGGCUCCGUCAUUGGAACGUUGUUCUCUAUCACCGUCAACCUUAUUGCAGCAAUCAUUUUAACUCAUAUUAUUGCCUGGAGAAUCGCAUUGGUUUGCCUGGCUUUAGUACCACUCCUGCUUGGAGCCGGUCUUAUGGAGCUUCACGUCCUUGGCAAAUUCGAGGAACGCCAUGAGAACGCAUACACCAAGUCAGUUGACAUUGGUGUAGAGGCAGUCACGUCGAUCAAGACAAUUGCAUCCCUUUCUCUUGAAGAGGACACUUUGAGAACUUACCGACGAUCCCUAAAAGGACCCCGCAAGGAGACAUUUCAAGUCACUCUUCAUGCAAGUCUCUGGCAGGCAAUGACUUACUUCCUUGGCAACUGCGUCAAUGCGUUGGCCUAUUGGUGGGGUUCAAAGCAGAUCAUCAAUGGCAACUACACGCAAACACAGUUCCUGAUUGUAGUAUUCUCGCUCCUGGUCAGCGCACUGCUCUGGAGUCAGAUGUUUGCCCUUGCACCGGAGCUUUCCGCCGCCCGAGCGGCGAUGGCAAGGAUCUUGGGUCUGAUUGAGAUUGGGUCGGACAAGAUGCAAGGACGCGUACCAUCUCGUUCACCCACUAUCUCUUCUUCUGAGGAGAAAGACGUUGAGACAGCUGAAACAAAAUCGGUGUACGUGUCUGGUAACAACCGGGCCUCGAGCGUACAGCUUCGCAAUAUCCAUUUCGCAUACCCGGCUCGGCCGGACAUAAAGGUACUAAAGGGCUUAGACGUCGAUAUUCAUCCUGGGCAAUUCUGCGCCCUUGUCGGACCAAGCGGUGCUGGUAAAUCAACCAUCAUUUCGCUGGUUGAACGGUUGUACACGCCCGAAACCGGAUCCAUCGUGAUCGAUGGCGUCGACGUUACCAGGCACCGAGGCGUUGACUUCCGCGACUCUAUCGCUCUUGUGCCACAAGAAAGCGUGCUUUUUGAGGGCAGUAUUGAGUUCAACAUUGGCCUUGGUGCUAGACCAGGACAUGAAGCGACUAUCGAGGAAAUCAAAGAGGCAUGCAAGCUUGCCAACAUCCACGACGUUAUAGAGGCGCUGCCAGAGGGCUACAAGACUCUUUGCGGACCUAAUGGUAGCCAGUUCUCGGGAGGUCAGAAGCAGAGGUUGUCUAUUGCUCGGGCCCUUGUUCGGAAGCCUAAGCUUCUGAUUCUCGAUGAAUCGACCAGCGCUUUGGACGCUGAAUCGGAGAAGCUACUGCAAGACGGACUCGAAAAGGCCGCAAAGGGCAUUACUGUCAUUGCUAUCGCCCAUCGUCUUCACACAAUUAGAGCAGCAGAUGUCAUCUUCUUGAUUGAAGGGGGUAAAUGCAUUGAUCGCGGAUCGCACGAGGAGUUGCUCGAAAGAUCGGACAGCUACAGAGCAAACGUCAUGCAUCAAACAGUGGCCACGUGA
Messenger RNA from Aspergillus oryzae RIB40, 3984 nucleotides. RefSeq names its product ABC transporter ATP-binding protein. NCBI's taxonomy places the organism in Eukaryota, Fungi, Ascomycota, Eurotiomycetes, Eurotiales, Aspergillaceae. Gene Ontology annotation, biological process: transmembrane transport. Bases 1 to 3984 code for a protein of 1327 amino acids. Gene Ontology annotation, molecular function: ATP binding; ABC-type transporter activity; ATP hydrolysis activity. The record is from RefSeq and is a predicted model, not a curated record. Gene Ontology annotation, cellular component: membrane. The transcript has a single exon.